Octopus bimaculoides (California two-spot octopus) is the source of this 4365-nucleotide messenger RNA. Its product is annotated as cotranscriptional regulator ARB2A homolog. Gene Ontology annotation, biological process: regulatory ncRNA-mediated heterochromatin formation. Gene Ontology annotation, molecular function: siRNA binding. Lineage: Eukaryota; Metazoa; Mollusca; Cephalopoda; Octopoda; Octopodidae. The record is from RefSeq and is a predicted model, not a curated record. Gene Ontology annotation, cellular component: nucleus.
CAGAUUUAGUGGCGGAUAAGUUUGACGCGGGGACAUAAUUGGAAUGUUACACCGUAAGUGGAAAGUAAAACUUGUUUAAUGUUUCAUGACAUUAAAACUAUUUUAUUGUUUCUCUCUCUUUUAAAGUUACUCGGUUCCACAAAACAGAUUUUGUCUUGGAGACAUUCUGAAAACAAGUGCCUUAUGCAGCCAGAGAAUGGUCUGGAACAUUCAAACAAGAAAGAUAUAGAAAUGUCAAUUCUAGACAAAAAUAGCGAAAGAAACUCUGGUGAUGAUGUUUCUUCUGCAGACUGCGAAAUGGAAGAAAAAGAAAGUUCGCAGAAACUCAUGCCUGAAGCCACUAAAGGUUCCAAAACUGAAGGGGACGUGAAAUUAACAUCUUCGAAUCAGUGCAACUUGAGCCAUAAAGAGAAAUAUAAAAAAAAAUUUUGUGGUGGAAAACAAAUGAAAUUAUUUCCUUCGAAAGAAUCUGGCAAAAUUUUGCUAAAAGAUCCAAAUGUGAUAUCAACUCCCCAGAACCAUAAUAAAAGCAAAAUAAAACGAAAAUCUUUGGAGUCUUUUAAAUAUCGUUUCAACGAAAAGGGCCAGCUACGACACAUUAAAACUGGGAGACCUUUUGAGUUUAACAUCAGCAACAAUAGAAGGGAUAACGAGAAGAAUUAUGAAGAACUAGGAGAGGCUGUCACUCAUCAUAUCUACAAUAUGUUACAAAAUGAAAUGAAACUGGAGAAGGUCUAUGUACCGAUUAACCGAAUUGGUUCGGAACCACAAAGUUUCAUUUUCCAAAGUAAAGAUGCCUUGACAAACCCUCACAAAUUACUGCUGCUAGUCCAUGGUUCUGGGGCCGUUCGUGCUGGUCAGUGGGCUCGUAGACUCCUCAUCAAUGACUGCUUAGACAGUGGUUCACAAAUGCCAUUCAUCAAAAGAGCUGUCCAAUCCAGUUUUGCUGUUCUCGUCUUAAAUACGAACUUAAACAGAAGUAAAAAAACUGGAAAUAAAAUCAGGAGAAACGGUAGUGCUUUAGAACACCUGUUAUAUGUGUGGGAUAACUUUGUGGUGCCAGCGAAAGCGAAACAUAUUGCUUUCAUCUGUCACAGUUACGGUGGAGUGGCAACUGCCAAAUUGGCCAACCAGAGAAGGGAUUUCUUAUCAAGGAUUUCUGCUGUGGCUUUUACCGAUUCCAUGCCUGACAAUUAUAUUAAUGAUGCUGAUGUUAAAGAAUUCUUCAAAAAGAAAAGUCGCAAUUGGGUCACCAGUAAAGAACCUAUUGAUACAGUGGUAAACUCCUUCAAUGGGACAGUCCCUAAAGUAUCAGCAGGACAUACAAAACACGAAAUGACUUCCUGGUCAAGUUUCCAUUCAAUAUUUAAAUACCUGAAUGAAAAGAUUCCAGAGCCCAGUUCUAAAACUGAUUCUAAAGCUGAACUUUAAUGAUCUCUCCCAAACCCCCCCACUGCCAUUUUUUAACUACAACUCAAUUCAGUGCCUAUACAUUACCAUGUUGGUUUAAUUACAUCCCCCCACCCCAUGUUUUUUUUUUUUUGUUAUCUUCCAUCAAUGUUAUACAGCUGUUUUUCUUGAACUCUUCUACAAUUUUGUCCAAAGAACCUCUGGAGCCACAAAGUGUUGCUUAGAAUAUUACCCACAUCACCUCCAAACAGUAUCUUCUAUUUCUCCCCUCCUUGACAAAGGUAAUGUGGCCUAGUGUCAAUUUCUGGACCAGGCUACAUGUGGUGUGCUUGAGCAGGGCACUUUUUUUUUUUCUCCCAUGUUCUCAGCUUGGAGUACCAGCUGAGCACUGCUCUUUUUCUUUCCCUCUCUCCCCUUCCAACUGCCACACCCUGAAUGUACUGCUUGGUCACAGGGUGGGAGAGUCAAGAGAACGACUGCUUCAUGCUUACAAAAAAAAGCAGGAACGGCUUAACCAAGCCAUACUAGUUUGCAACUGAUGCCUGGCUCUAACCUCUCUCUUUUUUCAGCAAAGACUUAUUAAUAUCUUCAUUUUAAUCACAAUGUUAUUUAAACAGUAAAAACCCUGCAACUUAUCUUGAUUCUUUCUCAAAACAAAUACCUUUGCAAAAUUCCAUUUAAAAAAAAAAUUUCUCAACCUCAUUUACUUUGUGGUACUUUAGAGAUAAAACAUUAUUGGUGCACUUUGCAUGGAAAGUUUGAAGAAACUAUUGCUUACCUUUGUUUUAUUAAAAUUAUAUUUGUAUAUAAUAAUUAUUCAUAAUGUUAAUGACACUUGUAUAACUUUUUAUUUUUUAAAAUGCCCAAAUCUAGAUUUUCUAAAUCUUAAAUUAAUUUUUAAAAUUGCUGUGCAUCCAAGCUCCCCUCUUGUAAUACUAACCUAAAUUUUGUUUGUAAAUAAGAAUUUAUUACACAAAAACUUUUAACUCUUUAGCAUUUAAUCCAGCCCACAUAUUCUAGCUGCUUUAUGUUCUAACUGGGCAGAUCCAAACUCUCACACCUACUCAACAUUUAUCAUUCUAAACAUAAGCAGUAACAUCACUGAAAUCUACGAGAUAAUGUGAAUAAAUAAGCAUUACAUUUGAUAGAAUAAUCUGAAUGCUAAAGGGUUAAAAUUACUACCUAAAAUUUUAUUAAAUGGAAUGAAAAUUACUGUUCUCUUUAAGAGCUAUAUUAUAAAAAAAAAACAAAAAAAAAACUUUUAAAGUUAAGACAAUUUCUAAAAUCUGAUUUUCACACUCCUAGAAGCCUGUGAGGCAUCAAUUUAGUUCACGCAAUAUAUUGGUAGAUCAAUAUAAAAAGUAAUUAGAUUAAAAUAAUGACAUAUAUAUAACAUCUGUAAUGUGUGUGUGUGUGUGAAAAGAACAAUGGUGGCUGUGAUAUUUUGUCUCCGAGAAACAUCUGUUGACCAUUUUGAUACCACCUUACUUGAAAUUUGAUUUCCUGGUUCCAUUGCACAAAUUCCCUGAUCUAAAUUAAAAACUUUCCAUCAAAAUGUUUCAAACAUCAAUUUAAUUAUGGACAAUGUUAUUUUGAUAAAUUCAUUAUUGACAACAUUCUGAACAAGCUCUUGGUUUUCAUUACACAAUGUUUCUUUAAAGAAGUUUCACUCUGACAAAAUAUUUCAGCUAAUUCUGUUCUACAUUUGUAUAUACAUACAUUCUACAUGCUAUAAUUACUGCUAUCUUCUUUUUCUUGUCUGGACUCAGUAAAAUGAGCCCAGCAGAAUUGAAACUCGGAUCCUUGAUUUGCAUUAUCUUUCAUCUUUGUACAGAGCUGUACAGGAUAAGUAGUGGUUUUCAAGCCUUUCCUAAUGAAUAAAGCGAAAUUGUUUCAACUAUACAAAUUAUAUUUUCUUCUUUUCCCAUUAGCACAUCUCUUUGGAGAUUGACUUCCGAAGACAAAAUUAAACAAAAUCUAUAAGGAGUAUAUAAUGUUAAUUUCAACCUAGAAGGGAGUAAUUUCCUCAGGAAUAUCAAAUAAAUUAGUCAAGAAAUUUUGAAUAAAACAGGUUUAUUUUACUUUUUAAAACAGAAUUUCAUUGUCUUUUGAAAAGAGUUGACUGAAUAUAUUUGUCUCACUAAAUGUUAGAUGAUAGAUUAAAUACAAAUCACUAAUGAAUGUGUUCUAGUUUAAAAAGAUGGAAUGACAAGGAUUUCACAGGUACUGAUCAAUAUCCAGUAUUAAUUUUGUAGAAAUUACAAAACAGUACACACCAUCACCAAAAUGUUAGCUUCGAGUCCAAAACAAAUUCAAUUUCCCUGUUGAAAUGGUGAAUCCUUUUAAUGGCUCUAACUACCAUAUCUAACUUAAGCAUAGAGAGCCAGACAUUGAGAUUAAACUCAAAGAACAGCUUUGAGUCUGGAAGUUUAGCUAAUGCUUGAGAUAAAUAAACUAGCAUACAACUAUUUUAGUAAUUGUAUGAGCUCACCCUGUAUAUGUCUUACUUUAGGAGUUUGACAUUUAAGUAUCCAUUAACUACCUUGGUACUUGGCUGUUGCCUAGGUGUUGUUAAAUAAGGGACAGGAGCCAUUUCGAAUAAAUACAGUUGAUAACAAAAUAAUUUUCAGCAUCAAGAUUAUGUAGAUUAUAAAAUAUAAUAUUACAUAUUGAAAAUUAAUAUUCAAAAUAACUUUCAAUUGGAGUGUAAAGCAUCUUUUCUUUUCUUUUUUUUAAUGUGAAAUAGUGAGACAAAAAGAAUCUAUUAGUUGUUUGUAAAAGGAAUAUUUUGUAACAAAAGGGAUCGGUUCACACAAUAGUCAUUAUAUACAUGUGUAAGUGUAUAUAUACACUAGUGAAAGAUAUUUGAAGCAACAAUAAAUGAAAGAUGUUACUGUCCAGAUACUUAAGUCACAAGCAACUACAGUUGAUGAGGGGGGGGGGAGAAACAUAAAA